Molecule: messenger RNA, 819 nt
Organism: Penicillium daleae
Lineage: Eukaryota; Fungi; Ascomycota; Eurotiomycetes; Eurotiales; Aspergillaceae
Product: Serine hydrolase FSH
Exons: 4
Coding region: 1-819 (272 amino acids)
Cellular component (GO): cytoplasm; nucleus
Source: RefSeq, a predicted model, not a curated record
AUGCAGUUCCUCUGUCUUCAUGGUGCCAUUGGCAAUAUCGAUAAUCUCAGCAUCCAACUAGCACCACUACAGGAGGACUUGGCGCGCGAUUGUGCGGCUUCGUUCCAUUACAUCAACGGCUUGGUCCAAAUCAAGCCGCCGCAAGGUACGAAUAUUCCAUUCCCACCACCGGUGAGUGGUCAAAAGGAGCUCAAAGCUAAUAUCUGGUCAUAUACAGGAUUCGAGGAGUACUUCGGCGCUGGACCCCACUAUCGCUGGGCGGAAGAUGGUGGUGUAGCUGAAGAGUCGAUGAUCAGCCGGGUACGCAAAAUCCCAGUCGGGCAGAACCCGGAAGAUGUGAUGCGCGAUUUAGCUGGAGACCGAGAAGUAGUAUGGAAGAAUCAUGUACAGGUGAUGCAGUAUCUAUACGAUACGUUGGAGAAGAAUCCAGACAUCGGAGGCAUCAUCGGAUACAGCGAGGGUGCCUCCAUCGCCGCGACAUUCAUUCUGGAUGAGCAGCGAAGACAAGAAGAGACUGGGCGUGAACGACGCAUCAAAUGCGCAAUGUUCGUCACUGGCUGGCCCCCAAUUAACCCUGGGAAGGGCAUUGUCCUCGCAGAUCAGGACGACGACCUGAUUGACGUGCCUACUCUACACGUUGUGGGUGCUAACGAUCCCUUCAGACAUGGCGCAUACGCGCUAUACGACGUAUGUGACCCCGAUACGGCCACCCUCUUCGACACGGGCAAGGGCCACACUAUUCCGCGGUCUGGACUGGUGAUCAAUGAGCUAGGAGAUGCAGUCCGGGACCUAAUAGCCAAGUCGGAAGAAGAAUCCUAG